AUGCUUGAAGCCCACGUCCACCCAGACACAUCUGUGACACUGGCCACUGUCCUGAUCCCGAAGAUAUCAGAGCCGAAUGACAUCCUGGUCCGCGUGGUCUGCGCAUCAUGCAACCCCAAAGAUUGGAAGAUGCCCGCGGGCCUGCUCAAGACGAUUGCGGACUGCCCCAACUCCGGUGAUGAUCUCGCAGGCGUCGUGGAAAAAGUCGGCGCCGAAGUCGCCUCCGUCAAGCCAGGCGACAGAGUGGCAGCACUCCAUCAGCUCGGUGCUCCGUACGGUGCGUACGCAGAGUUCGCGCUCGUGAAGGACUUUGUGUGCUUCAAGAUCCCCGACACAACGUCGUUCGAAGAGGCAGCCACUGUACCAAUGGCAGCAUACAUGGCGUGCAUUGCUCUGUUCGGGUUGUUGAAAGUAUGUGCUGGGCCGUGGGAAAUCGUCCGAGAAGAGACGCCACUGCUGAUAUACGGUGCAGCAACUGGAGUUGGGAGUAUGGCCGUUAAGCUGGCUCAGCUUGUAAACGUUCACCCUGUCAUCAACAUCGCGGGAAGUGGAUGCGACUUUGUCUCAGGAUUGAUUGAUAAGGAAAACGGAGACAUCGUCUUUGAUUAUCGAAAAGGAGACGAGACCGUUUUCAAAGGAGUCCAAUCUAUGCUCGGGGGAAAGCAGCUCGAGUAUGCAUUCGAUGCGGUCAGUGAGGAAUCAAGCCUGGCCAAUGUUGCGAAGAUCCUGAAGCCAGGUGGCGGGCGAAUCGCUCUGACGCUACCAGGGCGAGCACAUAAGUUACCAGAAGGCUUGAACAUAUCGCAUGCCAUGGCAGGCAGUCUGUGGAACACGCUCGCUGGACGUGACGAGGACGAAGAGCUGGGCAACCUAGGCCUCGAAGAAGGUGGACCUACAUUUGCCAGGGCGAUGACUUCGAGUAUUGAAGGUCUGCUAUCCGAUGGUCUUCUCAAGCCGCAUCCGCAUACUGUGUAUCGAGGAGGACUGAACGGCGUGGAGCCUGCUCUCAAGGCUCUCAGAGCGGGGAAAGUUAGUGCGUCCAGGUGCGUUGUCCAAGUGGGCGAUACGCCGGGCAUCCAGACAGAAAAGCACAAUCCUUGA
Molecule: messenger RNA, 1101 nt
Organism: Saxophila tyrrhenica
Lineage: Eukaryota; Fungi; Ascomycota; Dothideomycetes; Mycosphaerellales; Extremaceae
Exons: 1
Coding region: 1-1101 (366 amino acids)
Molecular function (GO): oxidoreductase activity, acting on NAD(P)H
Source: RefSeq, a predicted model, not a curated record